Molecule: messenger RNA, 1575 nt
Organism: Anthostomella pinea
Lineage: Eukaryota; Fungi; Ascomycota; Sordariomycetes; Xylariales; Xylariaceae
Source: the annotation of a GenBank genome assembly
AUGGAUCCCUUGGCAGCCUUGCCUGCAGAGGUCGUACUGCGCAUCUUGCUCUUCGCCUCGUUCGGGAGCAUCGCCAGCUUGACGCGCUCAUCCCGAUCCUGGUGCAACUUCAUCGACUUUACCCACCAGGAUGCCAUCUACGCCGCCAAAGCGCCCGGCACCACCGGUGCCAUGAAAUUGCGCGAGCCGGGCCAGUAUCUGAACGGCUUGGAAUCGUUUACCAGAUACGGCGAGGGCGUCGAAUCGUGGAAAGAAGCUUGCCGUCGGCGCAUUCUGCUCGAGAAGUCGUGGAGCGACGAGAGGCCCAGCCCUAAGGAGACCGUCAUCCAGGUUGGCACUUCUCCCAUCUGGCGGUUCAGGCCCGACUUCAAGCGCAGGUUCAUCGUCUCGACCUCUCAUGCGGGCGGCCUCAACGUGACCGACAUGGACUCGGGCGACCUCUUGUGGUCUCUGCCCAGGGAUGAAGUGCGCAGGUUUGCACAUCUAGAAUACCAGGACGGCACUGCUGUCUGGGAUCGCUUCAGGAACACGCUGGAGGUUUGGAAGACAGACUUGCCCGGAUUAGCGCGGGGUCACUUUCGCCAGGUCGCACUGUUGCCUCAUGACGUGAUCACCAGAGGUUUUCAGUUGUCAUACAACACUCUUUGUGUUGUGUCGUCCGAAGGAGAAGGCUUCGUCUACGACUUCCUACCACAUCCAGAGAAACCAAGAUUGCGAAAACGCGUCGAGAUCGAAGACGGAGCAGUUGGACAUCUCGAUCAAGACACAGACGCCGUCAUGUAUUCUAUCGGCACGCAUGACUACCACAUCCACGACAAGACAUCGGGCGACCCUCUAGGCCACAUUCAUCCACACAUGGUCAAGCCGUCAGCAAUCUACCACAUCCGCCACCCCCAGCCGGAUCUGGCUGACGAAGACGAAUACAUGAGCCUAUUACCUGAUUCCACCCGUUACCUUCUCGCACGGAUGGUCCCGGAAUUGGGCUUGUCAUGCCUACCAAUUCAUCCAGGCUUGUUCUUCUACGACGACUCUGAAGCACUCCCUGACAUCACACCACUCGAGCGUGACGAAUGGGGCGCCGGCAUGCUGAACGGCAAGACCAUGGUCGGCGUCUCGCGUGGAGGCAGGCUGGUCAUCUGUGCGGAUUGGCCACAGGCUCUUCGCAGUGAGGAGGACUUCGCCUCUGUGACGUCCAUUGUCGAAUGUGACCCUGGCGGCGAUAGUUUCGACCUAGGCGGCUGGCUGCACAUUCAUGACACGGUCGGCGGUAAGCGGAUCAUCUUCGAGGUGAAAGACAGCGUCUACAUCCUGUCGCUCGAUGGCGAAGGGAGGCUAGAUGUCAACAGGCCCGCCCUGUCUGUGCCUACGUGCUCCACCCCCGAACUUGCUGUUCCUGUCAGCUUCAUGGGAAUCUACGACGACUGCAUCAUGAGCACCUUCACCACACUCGGUACCGACCCAGUGGACGAGACGUCGGACGACGAUGAUUCUGACGCGGCUGAGAAUGGGAGGGCAUUGGCCAGGCAUUUCCCCACCAAAGCUAUCAGGGCGAUAAGCUUUGCUCCGGAGAUUUGA